UCUCCAUGGAGACCGCUAUUUACACGACGCCAUUUUGGUUGUUGAUGCUACACUUUGUUUCCACGUCAGUGUUGACAUUUCGCUGUUUAUCCCGCACGUAUCUCACGUUCUGCACGAUGUAUGCUUCUGUUGCUUUGGCCUAUCAUCAAGCUGUGGACGAUCUCCACAGGUUUAGGACCUACCAGGCCCCCGUCUCCCAAAAGUCUCUCCCAGUCCCUGAUCCUCGUUCUGGUGUCUUCACGAUCACCGUCAACCCCCUCUACUCCCUGCCCGACCCCCUGACCUCCCUCCCCGUCCCUGCCUCCAGAGCCCGUCCUCAAGUUGUGGAGAUCGAUCUUGCUGAAGAAUCCAAGCAGCCCCAGUCGUGCUCGGCUGUCCUUGUGUCUUGUGUGAAGUACAUGUUCCAGAGUUUCUUCACACAGACAUAGACUUUGGAUGUGUGUGUUGUGUUGUGUGAACUGCUAGUU
Haliotis rubra (blacklip abalone) is the source of this 467-nucleotide messenger RNA. RefSeq lists its product as uncharacterized. The record is from RefSeq and is a predicted model, not a curated record. Lineage: Eukaryota; Metazoa; Mollusca; Gastropoda; Lepetellida; Haliotidae. The transcript is spliced from 3 exons. Bases 6 to 428 code for a protein of 140 amino acids.